AUGACCACAAACAAGUCGAGUCAAGUCAGCAAUGCCAGCACCGUCAGCACACAAACGUCGCAGAUACAUCGCGACCUCCUUGCUGCCUCAGCGAGAGGCAACGAAGAGAAGGUCCGCCAUGUUCUGAAGGAGGGCUCGCCAUGGAGCUCAUCGAAAGACCAAGCCGUCCUGCGGAAGGCCCUACAGAAGGCGUCAGCUCGCGACAACCUUAAUAUCAUUGACCUUCUUCUGAGAAGAGGCGCAGAAGUCGAUGCACAGACCGAAGACGAGUUUCCUGCUCUUUUUCGCGCGGCGCAAACCGGCCAUGCUGCCGUACUGACCGAGCUAUUGUCUCAAGGACCAAAUUUGGAGGCACACGAUCGAAACGGACAGACCCCCUUGUUCGUGGCUAGCGUCAGGGGCUACUCUGACAUUGUCGAGCUGCUGAUCGCCAGAGGGGCUGCUGUGGAUGCGCAAGACAAGGACGGACGCACCCCUUUGCUUGCCAUGGCCGCCGACAAGUCGAGCGCCGCAGCGUGGAGCAGCGGUGCCAGCGAAGUUGUGCGACUGCUCGUCAUUCAUGGUGCCAAUGUGAACUUCAAGGACAAGAUAGGUCGGACACCUCUUCUUUGGGCGGCCACCAACGGCCACUACCAUCUGGUCAGGAUGCUUUUGGAAACAGGUGCAGACGUUUCCGCCGCCAACAACAGAGGCCGUACGGCUCUCCAUUUGGCCGUGGAUAGCACCGAAAUUACGCAUACCGAAGAGAUCAUGAGGCUGCUUCUCCAAUAUCAGGCUGAUGCGUGUGCCAUAAGCGACGGUGGAUGGACGCCACUUCACAAUGCUGCCCAGAAGGGUCUAACCGGCGUCGUCGAGAGGCUGCUUGAAGCCGGAGCUUCGAUCAAUGCUAGAUUGACGAAUGGCAUGACAGCUUUGCACUGGGCAGCAUUCAAUGGGCUUGAGGAAGUUGUGGAUGUGCUGAUAUCCGAAGAGGAAGCAGACCUGGGCAUCAAGGACGGCUUCGGUCGAGCCCCUUGGCUGUGUGCCGCCGAGCAAGGGCAUUACGAGCUCAUCGAGCUACUUUGUCCGUCAAGGAACAGUCACAGGCUGCCGCGUGCUGUUCAAGACGCCUGUAAAGCGUUUUCUGCUACCGUGGUGGAGUUCAAAGAUUUCGGCGAAACACAACGCAAGUUCAAGCAUUCUGUAUACGACGUACUUUACGGAUGGAAUCAGAAGAACGGUCGCCCCAAAGUUCCGGCAUGGACGAGCACAGUUGGAGCUCAGAAUGACUUCAAAUGGAUCCAUCUUCCUACUAAUAACAUUGCAUGGGUUGAAACUCUCCUGAUUAAGUGGUUUGUCGAGUCUGGUUGUCGAGAUCUCGAAGGCUACAAGGCUCUCACAAAGUGCUUUGAACAAGAACACCGUGGCCCAUUGCCACACGCUAAUUUUAUGAGACCCUAUUGCCAACGUAUUUCGAACCUGCAUCCUAGUGAAGAGCCGGGUUUCGAUGCGGACAUGCUGGAUAUUCGUCCAUCUCCAGUUCGCCGGAGCGAGAGCAACCUGUCGCAAAUGACGAUCACCCAACGAGUCCCUGGAGGUGACGGGAAAAUCGUGCUAUUUAUGCCUUACCUCCAUUAUGAGACAGAUGAAGGGAGGCAGAAAAUGACAGACGCAAUCAGGCUUGUCGGAUCUGCGGACGAAACAUCCUCUGAUAGCUCCUCUCCAAACUUGUUGUUACUCCAGGCCUACUUGCAUGGCAAAACGAAGAUACAUCCGCGAAGGACUUUAGACCAGUUCUUCUACCACGGCUUGGAUACAAGUGCAAGAGACAGGGACCAAGUCGUUUACCGAUACUGUGAAGGUCAAGGGCAUCAACGCAAGAUAUUCAUGGUAGACCAGCUUUGGCUGUUUGUCCUUAGCAAAGAUCUUGUUGUAACGUGCUUUCCCGGACGCUGGGAGCACCAGACCAAAGACCCUCUCAACGUAUUAGACGGUAUCAUGGAAGAGAUGAACGCGAAGACUCGCCCAGCCGUACGAUCAGCUUAUGACCUUGCCAUUUUGAUCUCAUCUCGAUGCUCUGGAAUGUUCUCAAGGCACAGAUCAGACGACCAGAACUACCAGUUUCUCGAUAUGUUUGAGAGCUCCGUAGGUCGUGUGACUGAGGAACUGACGCAGCUGUUCCACAACUUUGAACAAGCAUCCACCCAAUCUCGGCAGUGGCUGCGACCAAAGCGAAGGCACCAAAUACUCAAGAGCUCAAAGGAUGAGAAUAAAUCUUUCGACCCCUUGCUAGACAUCAGAGCGGAAACCUCCCUUCUUACCGAAGUCAGAGACAUCCGUGACGAGCUGAAUAUACUCACCAUGGUCAUCAACUCACAGCUAUUCACACUGGGUGACUUCAGAAACUGCUUGGUCGAUGAGUUCAGCAAUGACCGAUACGGAUCCAACAAAAAAGUGUCGAGCUUCGUCAUGGAUAUUCGCAAGCGGAUGUUGGACCAAGAGCGCCGGCUAAAAGUACAUAAGCGCGACAUCGACGCCAUGAAUGAGCAAUCCGAGAGACUGUACAAGAGCCUCAGAGACCUCCUAGAUCUCAAACAGAAGCACUCCAAUGCCUUAGAGGCCCGGUUUUCGAGCGAGCAGGCCAUCGCUGCAGCAAAGGAAGGACAGACCGUCAUGGUCUUCACCAUAGUGACCAUCAUUUUCAUGCCAAUGUCCUUCAUAGCUGCAUAUUUUGGGAUCAGCAUCGAAAGCUUUGGAGAUGGCUUGCCAGACUCUUACGUGGCAGCCUGGACCUUUGGUGGUGGCUUAGCCAUCUCUGUGAUAUUCAUCCUCAUGGCUUUCACAGUGGUGGACAUAACCAAGGCCGUGGAAACCUUCUACUCUUUCACAAAACGACGUCUCAAUACGGAUGCGACACCACCUCAAGCAGGCUUGGGUACAAAGCCACUAUAUCGACAUAUUACCCCCAAAAUGUCUGCCAGUAAUCAGACUAUGGUCUUCAACGGGGACACGGACGAGGCAGCAGGUCCAGAGAAAAUAUACCGAGAGUACUCGAAGGCAUCAGGCGUGAGUGUGAUAACGAGGACGAUGUCACAUAUAUCUAAUUGGCAGGAUACCCCCAAAGAUGAUGUCGAGAAACAGGCUGGACGGGAAAGAGGGACAUAUCUUUGCCCGUAA
Molecule: messenger RNA, 3156 nt
Organism: Diaporthe batatas
Lineage: Eukaryota; Fungi; Ascomycota; Sordariomycetes; Diaporthales; Diaporthaceae
Exons: 8
Coding region: 1-3156 (1051 amino acids)
Biological process (GO): transmembrane transport; metal ion transport
Cellular component (GO): membrane
Molecular function (GO): protein binding; metal ion transmembrane transporter activity
Source: RefSeq, a predicted model, not a curated record